Anas platyrhynchos (mallard) is the source of this 4220-nucleotide messenger RNA. RefSeq names its product zinc finger protein 475 (gene ZNF475). NCBI's taxonomy places the organism in Eukaryota, Metazoa, Chordata, Aves, Anseriformes, Anatidae. The record is from RefSeq and is a predicted model, not a curated record.
GCUGGCCAAUCGACGCCCGCGGAGCCGGCCGACAUUUGCAUGUGUUGACGCGUUGCCGUGGCAACAGCGGGGCCGUGGGCGCCAUCGCAGGUCCCGCUCCCCGGAUCAUGCAAGACCAAAGAGCAAAAGAUCAACACACGGAAACCCUCCUUCUCUACUGAAACGGUGACUAGAUGCAAUUUUCCAGCUUUGAAGGCUCUAGUACAUUCCAGCCCAUGAAACUGAAUUGAGGAGAUGGAGGACCACGCUGAAUAAUAGACUUUCUCAAGUCCUUUAUGGGUAGAAGAGAGAGAACUUUCUUGAAACGUACUCUUGAUGGAAGCAAAUGUCAAUAAAAAGAAUCUGAACAGAACUAGUGACACUCUGCCAAGUGCUGGAGACAGCCCUGCUAGUGUCUCUGCCCUCGUGCCUCCUGAGCAGGUUGCACCAUCAAAUGUGCCGGAUAUUCCCCGAGUUUUGCCAGAAGUACCUCUAGAAGCUGGACCCCAGAGAAGGCGGCCAGGCACUGCAAUAAUAUCAAAGCAGCCAAACUCUUUAAACAUGUCUAAGAUGCCACUGAAUCGACCGGUCAUCCCUCCAAGGAGACCUUGCUUCCGGGUAUGCUAUAUCUGUGGCAAAGAAUUUGGGUCACAGUCCAUCUCUAUACAUGAACCCCAGUGCUUAGAGAAGUGGCGUAUUGAAAACGAUCAGCUACCAAGACAUCUGAGAAGACCAGAGCCUCGGAGACCUGAGGCCCUUACUGGUGGUUCCUGCGUGCUUACAGCUGAUAACGAAGCAGCUUAUCAGAGCGCUCAAGCCCAGCUUCUGCCCUGUGGAAAUUGUGGCCGGACCUUCCUUCCAGACCGUCUCAUUGUGCACCAGAGGAGCUGCAAAGGAAAUGGCAGUGGUGUGGGGUUGCCAGGUGCUAACCCCCAUAAAUCUGGCUCAGCAAGAGAAGAUCCCUGUAAGGCCAGUCAGAGAAAGAGCGGGGCUGCACCAGCCGCAUUAGAGAAGGCACGAGUGGUAAGACGGCCACCAACAGUGAUUUGUUACAUAUGUGGCCGUGAGUAUGGAACAACAUCCAUCAGCAUCCAUGAGCCACAGUGCCUGAAGAAAUGGCACCAAGAAAAUGACAUGCUACCCAAGCGCUUGAGGAGGCCAGAGCCCAAAAAGCCUGAAGUCAAUCCCAUACAAGCCAAAGGUUUCUAUGAUCUUGAUGCUUUAAAUGAGGCUGCCUGGAUCAGCGCCCAGAACCAGCUAGUUCCAUGUGAUAUUUGUGGGCGUACUUUCCUUCCAGACAGACUGAUCGUACACCAGAAGUCCUGUAAACCGAAACCUGCAACAUGAAGUGGAUGUGACACACAUACAUACAUACGCAUGCAUGUACCCUCCCGCCCCAAUUGACCCGCUGUGUGUGUAGGCAUGAAGGUGCACUCAUGCACUUGUACCUUUCAACCAAACUACAAGAGAAAUAAAAUCCAGCUGGAGAGCCAUGGGCAUAAAAACUGUGGCGCGCUGUUAAAUCGCAUGAUCCAAAAGUUUCCAGAGUAAAACCAGCAGUUGCUACUGCAGGGUAAUGUCAAAUACAGUGAUACUGAGCCCAACAGUAGCAAAUAUGCUUCCUCAUUUCGGGUUUUCAGGUACCAUCACCUUGAAAACACAGUUUGAGAGGGAUGGCGUAGAGAAUGCUUGAAAGUAAUGUUAAAUACCACCUUCUCACUGUGCUUUCCUUCCUCUUCUGGAAGGAUCCUCCCAGGUUGUUUUGUAUUUGCUGUGCUGCCCUCAUCACUUUUGAUCAAAUGCAACAUGUACAGGGCAGGGCAUCUGCCCUGCUCCUUUCACAGCCUUUUGGAUUUAGCUAGCUGGGCCUUUGUAAGAACUUUUACCUUCCACAUGUGGUUCCUGACUUAAGUGCCAUGUUUUGGUAUUCAGCAAGGGAGAGAGAGAAAUGAGCCAUAGCUGCAGGAGGUUUUCCACUAAAGAGAUUCCCAAGAGAUUAUCCUGCAGGGAUCCAUCUUCUGGUCUUGCUUUUCAACAGAUCUGCGAGACUGGGAGAGAUGGCUUCCUGUCAGGAGCUUCCUUGUCAAUAGGCAAAUUGGCUACAAGCGCUGCUCUCAGUCAAUGCACCUACUGCUUCAGAAACUGAAACUUCAGAAAACUUUUAGGAAAUCUUUUAUUUUUGAUGAGGACUGAAUUUUCAGUGGAAGCAAAACCAAGUGAUGCUGGUCAGGAAAAUUGUUUUUGAAUAAUCAUCUCAAGUUUUUCCUCUCCUUCCAUCAAAGACUUGUCUAGUCAGUGUAGGGACCUCCAGCUGAACUUGGCUAAUCAAAGAACCCAAGUAGCUCCAUUGUUGUUGGGCUUUGUCUGUUUUUUCUUUUUUUCUUCCUUUUUUUUUUUUUUUCUUUUUUUCCCCUGUCAUCAGUCACAAGGCAGUUCACUGACUCCAAACAGAGCUUAAAUCCAUGCAGCACCCCAGCGUUCAUACCCUUGUGGGGCAGUGCAGCUCCUGAAGCCUGUGACUGCCGCAGAUGAAACACCCCAGACAAAGGGAUCCAUCUAUGUGGCAGAAGCAGAGGCUGGCUCUUUUACAAAGCACCCCAAAAGGGCACUCUUCUUGGAUCACUUCUUGUUUAAGAAUGAUACCAACAGUGGGAUUUGCCCUCAGCUAGAUUAACCAAUCAUGCCAAAAGUCAUAUGUUCGAGGACCACAUCUUUCUCAUGAACCUGAUAAAACAUACUCUGAUGUCAGUCCAAAAGAAGCGUGGUGUGUCUGGUGGAUGGAGUAAGAUACCACCCCACUCUCUGUGCUCAAUGUGACCAUAACUGUGUCAGUAUGGGCAAAAAGGUUUGAAUGUGUUCCUUUGAGAAACGCUGUUAUGUUACAUAGCAGAAUCAGUGCCAAAACACAUCAGUGAAUAGGUUAAACAUGAAGGAAGUAAUACUCACUUUAACAAGGUACAGCAGAGAGCACUUUUCAUUGUUGUUUUAGUUUGAAGUUUUUUAUUAAGUAGUCAGUGAGGUUAUUCAAGAGGUAUGACAAAAUCCAGUACAAGUUGUUAAACACCAGUAUGGGCUUCCUGAUACCAUGAAAUAAACUUUAUCUUAUGUCUGUUUUCACCUCCAGGCUUAAAGCCCUAGAGGUAUCUCUUACGUACUGUGUGACCAGUGGGGCUUUUCCCCAUGUUCACACUCAGUACUGCACUUACACAAAUCAGAUUAAGUGUUAAAUAUCAUGGACGUCCUCAAACACACUAAAUGAAAUAUGGGUACCAGCUUUUUCUCUUCCAAGCCGUCAAGCUGUGUGACUUGUGGUGUAAGUGAAAUGAGGAGUAAUGUCAUUAUCCAGUUACCAAGAGGAAUGCUCUUGGCUCAAGCCCUGGAGGGCUGUUAAUUCAGACUGGGAGAGAUACCAGCAUUCUUUGGUGAAAAUAAUUUCCAAGACAGUCAAUGGCACCUCAGCAGCCCUUUCAUCUACAGGAUGAAAACUGUAUUGUUUGAAGAUACUUGUCUUCAGAAGUCAAGGUUCAGUUUCUGCUCUACAGCGCAAAACUGUGCAAACUCUGCAGAUCCAUCCUCGUUAGCAUCUCCAGCGUGAGGAGAGCCACCAGUGGAGCUGGGCUGGGACCAUCCCUGCACCGUUUGCCUGGGAGAAGGCAAGUGACCUGAGGAGAGGAGAGGAGAAGAGAGGAGAGGGGCAGGGGUUUGUGACUGCUGGACUAGCUCCCAGGAGCUGUUGGCAGCGUACGCUGCAGGAACCUGGAGGCUGCUGUAAUUCACAUCAGGUGCUGGCCCACUGAAGAGUGGCUUGGUGACUGGAGGAUUGUGAAUGUCAUGCGUCCCCUCUUCCUCAUCUCAGGCCCCUCUGCCUUUUUUCAGACAUGGAAAGCAUUUCUUGACUGCAUCUCCCUCACCGUGUUGUCAAGCUUCGUUACAGUCACUUCAAGAGCAAAAACAGUUUUAAAGGGAAUAAACGCCCCCUGCACAGUCAGUGCAGUCUUUGGCGUUAAACACUCAGCAGCUCAGCUUUCAGUGAUAUCCAGCUGCCAGAGUCCCUAUGUCGUUCUGAAAGUUGGACUCGGGGUGCCAGUGACUAGCUUUGUCAGAAAUUUUACCAAGAUGAGUUUUUCCAUAUUUCACUGUAAAUUCUCUUCCUGUCUACUUUUCUGGAUUACAACCUCCAAAAGCAAUAAAAUCUGCUUCACAAGCUAAGAAUGAUUAUAAACACUCACAGAAGUACUGAU